This is a messenger RNA of Mercenaria mercenaria, 702 nucleotides long. RefSeq lists its product as uncharacterized. The transcript has a single exon. Lineage: Eukaryota; Metazoa; Mollusca; Bivalvia; Venerida; Veneridae. Gene Ontology annotation, molecular function: DNA binding. The record is from RefSeq and is a predicted model, not a curated record. Bases 1 to 702 code for a protein of 233 amino acids. Gene Ontology annotation, biological process: DNA recombination; DNA integration.
AUGGCAGCUUUUUAUGGAAUUAAAUGGUACCAUAGUAAUAAUGACUUCCAGGAUCCAACGGAGAACGUAGUGGUGAAAUCUAUGCCAGAAUAUGCAAAACGGUUGAACUCUAAACCCACAACGAAAAAGGAUGUAAUUACUACAGAACAUUUAAUAGAGCUUUGUAAUAUGUUUUCAGAAUCUACGGAUGUUAUCGUACUCCGCGAUCUGACAAUGAUUUUGUUAAGUUACGCAGUUUUUUUUUUGCGUUUUGAUGAAGUUAGUGAAUUACGUUGUAGUGAUAUUGAUAUCAAGGACAGAUACAUAUCUUUGUUUAUUAAGAAAAGUAAAACUGACAUAUACAGGGGUGGUAAAGAAGUACUUAUUGCUAGCGGUGAAACGUCGGCUUGUCCAGUUGCUAUGUUGCAAAGAUAUUUACAUUGUUCAAGUAUGCAUUUAAAAUCAGACUUGUAUCUUUUAGACCUGCAUGCAGGUCCGGUCACAAAUGUUUUUUUAAUUGAUAAAGAUAAAAAGCUUAGUUACACUCGAUCAAAAGAAUGUAUUGUGUCUAAGUUAAAGCUAGUUGUGCCUAAUUUGCGUUUAGGAACACAUUCGUUGAGAGCAAGUGGUGCCACCACUGCCGCCAAUGCUGAAGGCGUUUCAGAUAGAUGUCUAAAGCGACACGGUCGCUGGAAGUCUGAUUGGCCAAAGAUGGUUACAUAG